AUGGGAAAACGUGGUUCGGUGUUAAGCCAAUUUCAAAAUUUCGAUGCAUACGCUAAAACUCUCGACGAUUUUCGCGUUAAAACGUACUAUGGAGCCGCACUUUUAAGUGUUGAUGUAAUGGAUGUUGCAGGCGAGACACAAAAUGAUCUCACUCAUGACAUCUAUAAGACUCGAUUAGAUGCUGAUGGAGCUCCCAUUCAUAUUGAGAAAGCCACAGAUCCCACAAAAGAUAUAGUAAAGAUUGUCAAUAGUACAGCAUCGGGUGGUGAUGCAUAUUGCGGUAGUUGUUAUGGUGGGGUAGUUCCAGAAAGUGGAUGUUGUAAUACAUGUGAUGAAGUUCGUGAGGCUUAUAUUAAGAGUGGAUGGUCUUUCAACAGCCCCGAUGAUAUUGAACAGUGUGUUAGAGAAGGCUGGAAAGAAAAGGUAACUGAACAAUCAAAAGAAGGUUGUAAUGUGGCUGGUAGUGUUAAAGUAAACAAAGUAGCUGGAAACUUUCAUCUUGCACCUGGCAAAAGUUUUCAGCAAAAUCAUAUUCAUGUUCAUGAUUUACAACCAUUUUUAAGUGAUGGUGUUCACCAUGAUUUUACACAUGAAAUUCAUCAUUUGAGUUUUGGACCUAAAGUUGAUGGUGUGGUGAAUCCUUUGGAUGGCGUUAGCGGAACAGUUACUACAGGGCAUUACAUGUUUCAGUAUUUUCUCAAAGUGGUGUCUACACAUUUCUAUUUUCUUGAUAAUACCGCUAUUUACACAAAUCAAUAUUCUGUGACACAAUUUGAACGUGAUUUAACUGGUAGAGACCACACUCAUUCACAUAAUCACAUAGGCGGUUUACCAGGUGUAUUCUUUAAUUAUGAAAUUUCCCCAAUGUUGAUUAUUAAUCGUGAAGAAAGUAAAAGUUUUACCCAUUUUUUAACAGGUGUAUGUGCUAUAAUUGGGGGAAUUUUUACAGUAGCUGGAAUAUUAGAUGGUUUUAUAUAUAACGCUGAAAAAACUUUCAAGAAAAAGGUCGAGUUGG
This is a messenger RNA of Racocetra persica, 1015 nucleotides long. The record is from the annotation of a GenBank genome assembly. NCBI's taxonomy places the organism in Eukaryota, Fungi, Glomeromycota, Glomeromycetes, Diversisporales, Gigasporaceae.